Messenger RNA from Aspergillus wentii DTO 134E9, 1281 nucleotides. RefSeq lists its product as uncharacterized. NCBI's taxonomy places the organism in Eukaryota, Fungi, Ascomycota, Eurotiomycetes, Eurotiales, Aspergillaceae. The transcript is spliced from 2 exons. The record is from RefSeq and is a predicted model, not a curated record. Bases 1 to 1281 code for a protein of 426 amino acids.
AUGUCGGCCGGACGCAAGGUCUUCCACUGUGCCGUGGAUGAAACGGCCUUGACUACCAACAUCAGUGAAAUAAAAAAAUGGACUACAAACGGUGCCAUCACCCUUGUUGUUCCCCUCUACACCCUUGAACGCCUCCAUGCGCUGAAAAAAGCCGGAUCCCAAACCGCCAUCAACGCCCGUGAGGCAGUCCGCUUCCUUGAUCGUGUGACCUCCGGAAAAGACAACGUUACUGCCGAGCGCAUCGCCCUCCAGGGCCCGAUGGAGCAAUAUGAGCGCUGGGAAGAUGCGGAGAAAUUCUUCCUGCCGGAAUUUGAGGAGGAACCUGAAGCGCUCAAUGGCGACAUUGUCAAUGGCCAGAUCCCGUCGGGAAAAUUUGGAGAUAAGAAAAGGGACGCCAAGAAGAAUGGAGCUUCGACGGAUGAUCUUUCGCAGAUGCUUUUGAGCAAAUUGAACUUCAAGAAGGACUCAGAUGCAGUUUCGAUUACCUCGAAUGGUACACACAGUGCUCCUGCCUCCCGCCCAUCUUCAAGGAGUUCCAGAACCAGCCCCGAAUGUACCAGCAAUCACUUGAUUUCCAACGGCGAAGGAUCCAAGGACACCAAAACGAAGCAACCAAAUGGGCAUCGACGAUCCGCUUCGGGAUCUAACAUUCCCAUAGUUCCCCCCGUUAUCCGACCGCUGCUCAGCGCUCUUCUUUGGCGACUUCACAAUGGUCCGGAUGCAUCGAAUGCAGCCAAGGCUUGUAUCCUAGUGUCGAACGAUCCGAUCACCCAGAUUUGGGCCCAGAAAUUUGGGGUCGCGGUUAAAAAUAUCCAUCAGCUGCGAACCUCCAUCCAGUACGAGGAAAGAGAGUACAAAAACCGUUGCAAAUACGUCGAGAAAACACAGGCAACUACAACUACCGAACCAAAGACGCUUCUUUCCUACGAGGAUGAGAGUGAGGAAGACGAGUUGGUCUUCGUUCCUCGCGGUCGCGGAAAGGGCGCAACGAGAGGCGGGGGCGCCCGAGGCACUAGCAAUCGCAAACCGGCUGCUUCGAAGGCUGCCGCACCGCCGCCUGCGGAGAGCACGGUUGAUAUCCCAACGCAGCCUAUCGACCCCAACUCUUUCAGUCGUUCCCUGGGGCCGACCCCCAAACAGCCGACUGUCGACCUCAGCACACAGUCCGGAGCAGCUCGUGGUCUGGCAGGCGCAUCUCGUCCCAACCGCCGGGGUGCCUCUUCGCGUGGCACAGCCCGUGGUGGCAGCCGUGGCCGUGGAGGAAAGCUUUGGGUUCCUUGA